AUGGCUCUUUGCGCAUCUUGCCAGUAUUCUACCAGCAAAUCUGUAGAUACCACCUUCAAGGACACCAUGCUGACCAUCGAAGAAGCAGUGUCGGCUCGUUUCGUCGAGUGCUUCCAGCCCUUGGAUGCCAUCUCGACGAUGCGUAACCGCAUUCCUAGCAUUCUUGCUCGGCAGCCUGUCCAAUCUGAAGCUCGUGGUGGCCACCGGCAGGCAAUUCAGAACUAUUUGACCUUGCUGCUCGGCAGCCAAGAACCUUCGCCGCCGCCGCCGCCCCGGAACUGGCCCAGACGGACCAGCGGCACAAUGUCAAGCCCAGGCCCAACAUCAAAGAAAGGGGUCGCACAUCCAACCACAACGACAUGCCCAGAGUCUCAUCAUGCCACUCGCUCGCAACGUCGCUGUCGAUUGGCCACAGCGUAA
This is a messenger RNA of Trichoderma reesei QM6a, 420 nucleotides long. RefSeq lists its product as uncharacterized. Lineage: Eukaryota; Fungi; Ascomycota; Sordariomycetes; Hypocreales; Hypocreaceae. The transcript is spliced from 2 exons. The coding region runs from base 1 to 420 and encodes 139 amino acids. The record is from RefSeq and is a predicted model, not a curated record.